Manduca sexta (tobacco hornworm) is the source of this 1948-nucleotide messenger RNA. Its product is annotated as organic cation transporter protein. Lineage: Eukaryota; Metazoa; Arthropoda; Insecta; Lepidoptera; Sphingidae. Gene Ontology annotation, biological process: transmembrane transport. The coding region runs from base 43 to 1677 and encodes 544 amino acids. The record is from RefSeq and is a predicted model, not a curated record. Gene Ontology annotation, molecular function: transmembrane transporter activity. The transcript has a single exon. Gene Ontology annotation, cellular component: membrane.
UAUUUAAUGAUUCUUUGGAUAUUUUAAACGGAAUCAUUCAUCAUGGACAGAAUAUCUAGUGAAAGUGAGUCAGAAAUGAAAUUUGACACAGUGCUAAACGCCGAGAUAGGACCGUUUGGAAAAUAUCAGUUGACAACCAUAGCACUGUUGAGUCUACCUGCGAUAUUCUGCGCUUGCAUGGCUGGAGACUACAUAUUCACGGCGGGUAGUAUUCAACAUCGAUGUGCAAUCCCGCAGUGUGAUGGACCACAGCCGGAAUUCGCUCCAGAAUGGAUUUUAAACGCUGUACCCGGAACGGCCACAGGCUUUGAUAACUGUUAUCGCUAUGCUAACGCAACUGAUAACAUUGACGCGAUCCCCAACAAUCAAGAUAUUUGCCCGGCUGGCUUGUUCGACAGAAGUACUUCAGUACCAUGCGAUUCCUUUGUGUACGAAACGACAAACACUGUGGUUUAUGAUUUUAAUUUGGAAUGUCAAGAAUGGUUAAGGACACUUCCCGGCACUUUAAACAGUCUUGGAGGAAUGGUUGCCCUCCUGUUGGCAGGUUACAUAUCGGAUCAUUUCGGUAGACGUAUGUCAAUAGUAAUUUUCUGUUUUAACAUUGGUUUAAUAGGAUUAAUUCGUGCGUUUUCGGUAAAUUAUACCAUGUAUGUAGUGUUUCAAUUUUUACAAACGGCUCUCGGUGGUGGAGCAUUCAGCGCCGCUUACAUAUUGGCAGCAGAAGUAGUUGGCGCUGAAUACCGCGUACGCACUAGUGCGACAAUGUCCAGCCUAUUUGCUUUGGGUCAAGUACUUUUAGGUUUGCUAGCUUGGGCCAUUCCUGAAUGGCGAAAACUUACUUUGACGAUGUUUGUACCUAUAUUUGCACUUGUAUCUUAUUACUGGCUACUUUCAGAAAGUUACAGAUGGUUGCUAAGCAAAAAUGAAAAAGAGAAAGCUACAGUCGCAUUACAACGCGCUGCUCGGAUGAAUGGUAAAGAAAUUUCAGAUAAGUCUCUAAACUUUUUACUUAACGCAAUACAGAAUACUGCUGCGAAUAAAAAUAGCGAAAAUAAAAAUAUUUUCUAUCGCGUCAUUAAGUCGCCAGUCAUGUUACGUCGGUGUUGCACGACUCCAUUCUUAUGGAUAACAACUGUGUUCAUUUAUUACGGAUUAUCAAUAAAUUCAGUUAAUUUAACAGGCAAUAAAUACAUUAAUUAUAUAGCGAUCGCAGCUGUAGAGAUCCCUGGCUUUUGGACUGCUGUACUAUUAUUAGAUAGGAUAGGUCGAAGAAUUACAUUGUUUUCUGGCUUCAUGAUAUGCGCCAUUUGUAACUUUGCUUUUGCCUUUACGCCUAAAAAUUUCUAUGUUUUACCUUUGAUAUUUUAUUUAAUUGGGAAGUAUUGCAUCGGUCUAGUAAUGACAUCAUUAUAUCUGUUUACUGCCGAAUUGUAUCCGACUAGAUACCGACAUUCAUUUCUAGGAUUUUCAUCAAUGUUAGGUCGUAUAGGGUCAGUGGUAUCACCUCUUACCCCUCCAUUAAUGAUUUAUUGGAGAGGCAUACCAUCUAUGAUGUUUGCAGUUUUGGCCUUUAUCGCUUCAUUUCUAGUAAUGACGCAACCAGAAACACGGGGAUUAAAAGUGCCUGAUACUUUUGAGGAUGCCGAGCAACUUGGAAAAAAAACCGCGCUAAGAUAAUAUUUUAGUAUUACGAGGUGCAUUCCACCUAUCGGCCGUUUAAAAAAACCAUAUUUGAAAAUAGGCUACAACAUGAAUGUGAAAGAUUACAGAAUAUGCUACUUAUGAUUUACAGAGUACCAAAGGUUUCUCAUAGAGGGCGCUAUAAUCAAAUUUGUGAUAUUACAUAUAAAAAACAAUUGCUUAUAAUAGUUAUUAUUCAAUAUUUCAUACGAAUUCAAUAAUAUUUAAUUCUUAAUAUAUUUAAUUUUGUACAGAUAUUAUAAAAUAU